Molecule: messenger RNA, 5320 nt
Organism: Dromaius novaehollandiae (emu)
Lineage: Eukaryota; Metazoa; Chordata; Aves; Casuariiformes; Dromaiidae
Gene: DENND3
Product: DENN domain containing 3
Exons: 23
Coding region: 100-3915 (1271 amino acids)
Biological process (GO): regulation of Rab protein signal transduction
Cellular component (GO): cytoplasmic vesicle
Molecular function (GO): protein binding
Source: RefSeq, a predicted model, not a curated record
UGAGGGGGGGGGAGGGGCGGCCGCCGCGGGCCGGCCCGCAGGGAGGGGCCGAGCGGCUCCUCGGCGAAGGAGCCGCCGCAUCCCGCCCGCCGCUGCGCCAUGGAGGACGUGCUGCCCCCGGGCCUGCUGGAGAUCUGCCUGCUGGUCGGCGUGCCCGGCGAGAGGGUGCGGGCGCUCCUGCAGGGUGCUCAGAGGAAACCCAGAAGCUUCCCUGCCCUUGAUCCAGAAGUUCUUUCUGUAUUUGUGCCUCCGUUUAUCAGUAAAGAUGAUAUUCAGGUGAUUAAUACAAGUAGUAAUAACUCGAAUAAAAGUAAACGUCGGUCUUUCCGAAAGAAGAAAGAGAGACCAAAAAUUGAAAAUGUGAAGAGUCUCAAUGGGGACCAGAAAGCAGCUGAUACUGAAGAAAUUACUGUUCCAAAGGACAUUGAUCUUAUUGGUUUGCCACAGCUAUGCUUCCCAGGAGGACUUUAUAUAACUUCUGAAUCAAGAGAGGACCACAUUCAUUUCCUGGUCUUCACAGAUGUCUGCGGUAACAGAACAUAUGGUGUCGUUGCACAGUACUACCAGCCUAUGCAAGAAGGCUGGAUUUCCUCAAAUGGACAGACCCAGUGGGAAUCUGUGCAGACUGGGAAAACGCUUGGCUGUUUUGUACCAUUUGCCAUUUGUGUUAUAUCCAGAUAUCCAUAUUUUAAUGCUCUCAAGGACUGCCUCUCUUGCUUACUAGUGCAACUGCGACCUUUCAAGAGUUUUGAUGUUGAUGGGCACAUAAAAGAAUUUGCAGCAAAGUUAUUUUUAAUACCCAGCCCUCCACCAGGACCACUCCACUUGGUAUUUAAUAUGAAACCGCUUCAGAUAAUAAUUCCUUCACAAGAGGAUCCAGACAGUCCAAUUAUUGACCUGGAUCUUCAUCUUCCGUUGCUGUGUUUCAAGCCAGAGCAGGUUCUGCAGAUUAUGACCUGUAUUUUAACUGAGCAGAGAAUUGUUUUCUUCUCUUCUGACUGGGCCCUGCUGACGCUUGUGGCUGAAUGCUUUAUGUUGUACCUUCAUCCUCUUCAGUGGCAACACACUUUUGUGCCCAUUCUAUCUCGUCAAAUGCUGGAUUUUGUGAUGGCCCCAACAUCUUUUCUUAUGGGAUGUCAUACUGAUCAUUUUGAAGAAGUUAGCGUGGAGGCUGAAGACCUAAUUUUAAUCAAUAUUGAUAAUGGGGAUAUUACACAUUCAAAAGCACCUGAAGAGAAGCCUGAAAUUCCAGAUGUUCCAGCACAAGCAGCAGAAACUUUCAUAAAAAGAGUAGAGAGUCUUCAGCUGCAUUAUGAUCUAGAGCUCUGCCAUCUCAGUGCCAGCACAGAUCUUGGUGAACUCCAGAUGCGUAGAAGGGCUUGGCAGCAGAAACUGAACAGUGAAGUUCAGCAAACUGCUUUGCAGUUAAUUGUUAAUAUCUUCAGGGAAGUAAAAGACCAUCUAAAUUAUGAACACAGAGUGUUUAACAGUGAAGAAUUUUUGAAAACAAGGGCAAUGGGAGACCAGCCAUUUUACAAAAAGGUUUUAGAGACCUACAUGUUCCACUCUUUUCUUAAAGCUCGUCUGAACAGGAAGAUGGAUGCUUUUGCUCGACUUGAGCUAAGUACCCAGUCUGAAGAGGACAGAUUAAAUUUGAUGUUUGAUAGCCCAAGAAGACUGACUGUGGAGAAAAUGGCUUCUAAACGAUUUAAUCCACAGUACAUGAUUAGUAGGCGUAUGGUAAUCAGUAUGCCUAAUCUGCAAGAUAUCAAGCUGCCAGAAGGCCCUACUAGAAAUUCCUCGCUUCAGAGACUAGAAGCAGGCCAUGCUGUGAAAAUGCAUUCCAGAUCAGUUAGUACAUUCAAAAUCCCAGAAAUUCACUUUCCUCUGAUAUGCCAGUGUGUCCAAUCCUACUAUGCAGACUUUUUCAACCAUCUCAGCAAAGCUAUAAAUAACUUACCACCUGAUAACUCAGCAUUGUUGGCAAGAUACUUCUACCUCCGGGGACUUAUUAGCUUGAUGCAAGGCAAACUACUAAAUGCACUUUCCGACUUUCAGAAUCUAGAUAAAACAGACUUAAGAAUUUUCCCUAGUGAUCUUGUAAGAAAAAUUGUGGAAACCAUGCCUCCUUCUGAACGUUCUCAAGCAGACCGCAAACCUGAGCUGAAGAAGCUGAUAAGUCGCGUGAUGGAAAAACAAAGAGAAAUUAUGAAAAUAGAUGACCACGUAAAAAAUUUUGAAUUGCCAAAAACACACAUGCAAUUGGAUGAUUUUGUGAAGCGAAUCCAGGAAUCUGGGAUUGUCAAAGAUAUAGACACCAUACAUAGGUUAUUUGAUGCCUUAACAGUAGGACAUCAGAAACAAAUUGAUCCUGAAACAUUCAGAGAUUUCUACACCUACUGGAAAGAAACUGAAGCAGAAGCUCAAGAGGUUAAUCUGCCACCCACAGUAAUAGAGCAUCUGGAUAAAAAUGAAUGUGUCUACAAGUUAUCCUGCUCAGUUAAAACGAACUAUGGGGUAGGGAAAAUAGCUCUGACCCAAAAGCGCUUGUUCCUUUUGACUGAAGGAGGCCGUCCCGGCUACGUCCAGAUUGCAGCUUUCAGGGAUAUAGAGGAUGUUAAGAGCACGACUGUAGCUUUCCUUCUUUUGAGAAUACCCACUCUGAGGAUUAAAACAGUAUCUAAAAAAGAAGUCUUUGAAGCUAACCUUAAAACAGAAUGUGAUCUCUGGUACCUAAUAGUGAAAGAAAUGUGGGCUGGAAAGAAAAUGGCAGAUAAUCACAAGGAUCCUCAGUAUAUCCAGCAAGCACUGACAAAUGUUCUCCUGAUGGAUGCUGUGGUUGGUGCCCUGCAGUCUUCCAAAACCAUAUAUGCAGCCUCUAAACUGUCUUAUUUUGACAGGAUGAAAAAUGAAGUGCCUAUGAUGGUCCCCAAAACAACCUCAGAAACACUAAAGCACAAGAUCAACCCCUCAGCUGGUGAGAUGUUUCCACAGGCAAUAGAUGUCUUGCUUUAUACGCCAGGCCAUCUUGACCCUUCAGAAAGACCUGCCAAUGCUUAUCCAAAACUAUGGUGUGGUUUAAAUGAGGGGAAAGUGGUGGUCUUUGAUGCAUCUACCUGGUCUAUUCAACAACACAGUUUCAAAAUGGGCAGCUCUAAACUGACUUGUAUGGUAAUGGUAGAACAAAGUCAAGUGUGGAUCGGUUCUCAAGACUCCUUUAUUUAUAUAAUCAACACCCAUAGUAUGUCUUGUAAUAAGCAACUAAAUGAUCAUCGUUCUGAUGUUACAGACAUCAUUGUAGAGAAGAAGAAUGGAAUACCCAGCAGUGAAGCAUACUCAUGCAGCUUAGAUGGGACAGUUAUUGCUUGGAAUAUCAGCACUCUGAAAGUCAACCGUACAUUCCAGCUGCCCUGCCAAAAUCUCACUGCUAUCAAACUUCAUAAUGAUCGACUGUGGUGCUGUACUGGAAGUUGCAUACUGGUAGUGUCAACUCAAGAAUUUCGACCACAGAUGAAAAUUGAGCAUAACCUGAAGGAUGUGUGUUCAUGUUUUCUCUGUUUCCAGCUGUUUCCUGAGAGAGAUGAAAUGUGGGCGUCUUAUUCAGGAAGUAGUGACGUGUAUAUUUGGAACACCAGAGAUCUUGCAAGUACACCUCAAAAGAUUCAUCUUCAAGAUUGCUUUGAGAUUACUUGUAUGAUAAAAGUUAAAAAUCAGAUGUGGAUUGGUAGCAGGGGAAAAUCACAAGGCAAAAUCAAAGGGAAGAUCUAUGUGGUCAGUGCUGAGAAGAAGACUGUGGAGAAAGAGUUGGUUGGUCAUGCUGAUACAGUAAAGGCACUUUGCUCGGCAGAGGACAGAUAUGUCCUUAGCGGCUCUGGAAAGGAAGAAGGGAAGAUUGCCAUUUGGAAAGUUGAAUAGUUAAGCUAUUAAAAAUAUGGAUACCUUUGCUGGAAAAAGGGAAGACCUCAGGCUUCGUUUAGUCCAGCAUCCCACCUAUAUUUCAACCACCCAUCAGUGUUAUUUGUGUAUUAUUUAUUGAGUUGUUCUCGUAACUACAUCGUUGUAGGAGAUAAAAACAGAAGUGAAGCUCUCCUUGCACCUGUCAUGCACCUGCACAAUUGAUAAUGAAAUGGAAAUGUGAACGAGAAGGGUCAUUACUGGCUUUAAACUUGAUUAUGUUGUUAUGAAGGAUCGGGGUUGUAGAGCAGACUGUGUGACGUGUGCUGCGCUGAGUGAGCCAAUGCCAGCGAAAAUAAGCUCGGUAAUUCUGCUGGAGCUCUUUCUCAGCGGUGCACAGAUUGUCUGCAAACUGGGAUUUGAUACUGUCUUUACAGCCUAUAAUAGCUUGAAAUGUUCAUUGAAAGCAUUUUAAAUGCCUUUGUUGGAUUUGUGGAGUUACUGUAUAUGCUAAGUAUCUUUCUAAACUAGCAGCUAGAUUUAGUGGGGAAGACUGUCCAUUACUACUCUGUGUGUAUUUAUGGUGCUGUAUUAUUUAAAAUGUAGAUAGAGACAGGCUCUCCCUAAAAGCACUGAAAGCUCCCUGCUAGUGAGACAGGAUACUUGGAUAUUCUCAUUAAUGGUUUUACUUUUUAAACUUGUUUUUCCUUUAAAAAACAAUGCACUGCACUUGGCAUUUGUAACAGUUUGUGAAACUUUUUUUCCAUCUGAAGCACUUAAUUUAUUUAAUUUCAGUAUAAAUUAUACCUGCUUUUGCAAUCAAUCUUUUAGUUACUAUGCAGACAAACGUCUACCACUCCUUCCUUCAAUCACAGUUCAUGUAAUUGGCGGAACUACUGUUAUUUAGUGUAGAACCUACUUAAUUUUUAAGUUCUCUGAAGCCAUCGAACUAUUCCUUAAUUACUGACAUAAGAAUCACCAGAUUGUGGUCUAGGCAUUUCUUUUGAUCAGUGUUUCCUAUGUUACUUCUCUAAAGACAGCGUUUGCAAAUUUUGAAGUUAGUACUAACCUUGUAAAGAUACUGGUAUAUAUUUUCUCAUUAGUGACAGAAUUAUCUAUACGUAAACCAAUACAUAUAAACAGAACAGUUUUGUCUGUAUCAGUGCUUAGUAAAAUGGAAUAAAAUAUUUAAAAUAUUGUAAAUAGAUGGAAAAGAUGGGCUGCUACUCAUGUUAACAAAUAUAAACUAAAACAGUAUAUGCCUACUACAAGUGUAAAAUAAUGGUAAUAUACUUCAUGCAAUGUUUCUAACUUUUUAAUGUGCUCAUGAAAGAUGUUUAUUGUAUGAUGGUAAUUGAAAUUUUGCAUGAAAUGUUUUUCUCAAUUUAAGAUUAGUAAACACUAUAUUGAUAUUCUGGCCUCUUUA